Molecule: messenger RNA, 1687 nt
Organism: Aspergillus sclerotioniger CBS 115572
Lineage: Eukaryota; Fungi; Ascomycota; Eurotiomycetes; Eurotiales; Aspergillaceae
Product: putative RNA binding protein MSSP-2
Exons: 7
Coding region: 68-1600 (510 amino acids)
Cellular component (GO): cytosol; nucleus; ribonucleoprotein complex
Molecular function (GO): poly(U) RNA binding; poly(A) binding; mRNA 3'-UTR binding
Source: RefSeq, a predicted model, not a curated record
UCCCAAUUCCCCAAAUUCACCCGACCGUCCUACUAGUCCAAAGCUUGAUUUAUUUAGGUCCGGCGCUAUGCACACUGCUGUCUCUGAUUCCGGCCAGGCUCCUGAUACUCGUGGUCUGUCCACCCUGUUUGGGGGCCUGAACAUCCAGGGUCAGCGUCCAGGAGCCAAGUACAAUGGUAUCAAGAGCAACAUGCCGGUAGCUGUGCCUCCUUACAACCAGCUUGUUCUUCUGCCCAACGGAACCAUCUUCGGCGGUCUUCCUUACGAUCAGAACCCGUAUCUACCCGCGACUGGCAUCUAUCCAGGCCUGGCCUCUCCAUGCCCGGUGGUUCCAAACCCCGCCGGGGACUUCUAUCAUGGUCCGACCCCGAACAUGGAGGCCCCUGCACUGCCCAACUAUGGCUUCAAUGGCUAUCCCCAGCCAGGACCAGCAUGUCUACCUUUCCAGAUGAUGAAGACGCCCACUGGAUAUAUUCUGCAGGACCUGGAAAGCUUGACUCAACAAGAUCCACCAAUCCCACGGGCCGUGCCUGCCAUGUGGACUAAUCCUUCUGAACUGACGCUUGCCAAAUGUCUUGAGAACCGAGAGGGCAUCACCAAUGUCUACAUUCGGGGCUUCCUUCCAGAGACUACAGAUGAGAUGCUGCACGCCUAUGCCUCCCGCUUCGGAAAGAUCGAUAGAUGCAAAGCAAUUGUGGACUUGGACACGGGCCUUUGCAAAGGGUUUGGGUUUGUUCAGUACUACAAUUUCGAAUCCUGCGAAAACUGCAUUCGGGGGUUCUUCUAUCUUGGCUAUCAAGCUAGCUUCGCCCAGAAAUCCCGCAACUCCCGUCUCAAAGAUCUCGAAGACAAGACAUCCACCAACAUUUAUUGCACCAACAUUCCAAUCGAAUGGACAGAGGCUGAUCUCCGUCAUCACUUUGAGCCGUACCGUGUAAUAUCCGAGAAGAUCAGCCGCGACGAAAAGACUGGAGUGAGCAAAGAGGUUGGAUUUGCACGCUUUGAAACCCGUGAGAUCGCGGAGCAUGUGCUGUCUGAAUAUCAUAAUAUGGUCGCCAAAGAUGGCGUGAAGUUGCUCCUUCGCUUCGCAGAUACUAAAGCCCAGAAACUUCUCAAGCAGCAAAGCAACGAGCGUCGCGCUUAUCGUGCGGGCGAAUACAACUAUUCGGUCGAGGUAGUCCAGGGUUCCACUCCAUCGCCCUCUAUUAACCGUCUUCAGCAGACUGCAUCUCAUCUCAGCCCCAACUCGCAGGCUAGCUAUGUUUCUCCUGUUGGAGUGGGAGCAGCUUGGACUCCGGCGACAUCCAUCUCCCCAUCGUUUCCCCUGGCGAAGAACCAGGCCAGCAACAUGAGGUACAACUCGUGGUCUUCCAGGAACGGAGCAGGAGGACUGGAAAACACUCCCCUGUACCGUGGACGACGUGGAGUUUGGGCUGAAGAUACCUCCGGCUCUUCUUCCAAAGCUGCUUUUCCCACCACCCCCUGCAUUGAAACUCGCUCCGAACGAUCCAGUCCUCGGAAGGAGAUCAAGGCAGGAUCCAUGUCGCCGAUCUCCUCUCGCAAGGAGGUCAUUGUGACUUCGCCCCGGUCGGUCAUCUGAGACGUGACACUUGAAGUGCAGUGCCGCCUUCCUCUGAUGUACCAAGUCUUCCUGCUUUUCCUUGUAUCCUUUCUUGUUCUCGCGUCA